This is a messenger RNA of Hevea brasiliensis (rubber tree), 2753 nucleotides long. RefSeq lists its product as uncharacterized. NCBI's taxonomy places the organism in Eukaryota, Viridiplantae, Streptophyta, Magnoliopsida, Malpighiales, Euphorbiaceae. Gene Ontology annotation, molecular function: protein binding. The transcript has a single exon. The coding region runs from base 445 to 2433 and encodes 662 amino acids. Gene Ontology annotation, biological process: cell surface receptor signaling pathway. The record is from RefSeq and is a predicted model, not a curated record.
AAUAGACCAAAGUAAAAUACCCUAAACCGGAUUGAAAGAAAACACGUGUUUGACCUUGUUAAACCCGUCUGCUCCCCCACCAUUGCAUUGCACCAGCAGAUUCUUCCAUUCCAAUCCUUAGGAAAAUCAUUGAAUCAAACUCUGCACUCACAAGAUCCCAUAAGCCCACCACCUAUAAUAAUCCCUUCAAAGCAUCUACAGCUCAUCUCACACCCACACCCACAACCACUUUCCUUUUCCUCUUUCAUCUCCGUCAAUCAAGCCAUUUACGCCUCCUUUUUUCUGUUUCUUUUCGGGUUUUAUUUGAUUUCUUCUCUACACCCUUUUCUUGAUCUGUUCUUUGUCAAAACUUUUUAGUUUUGUUGAAGAUUUCUGUUCGAGGUUUUAGAUUUUGAGUUCUUUUAUCCGCGAAGAUUUUUUUUUGGUCCCCCGUGUGGUUAAUCCAUGGCGGACUUGGUGAAACAAAUCUUGGCAAAGCCUAUCCAGCUUGCUGACCAAGUAAUCAAAGCUGCUGAUGAAGCCAGCGCUUUCAAACAAGAGUGCGCUGAACUCAAAUCCAAGACGGAAAAGCUCGCCGCUUUGCUUCGGCAAGCCGCUCGAGCCAGCUCCGACCUUUACGAGCGGCCUACGCGCCGGAUCAUUGAAGACACAGAGCAAGUACUUGACAAGGCUCUGGCACUGGUACAGAAAUGCCGAGCUAACGGCCUCAUGAAACGCGUUUUCACCAUAAUCCCUGCAGCUGCGUUUCGAAAAAUGUCGUCUCAGUUGGAAAAUUCUAUCGGAGACGUGUCGUGGCUUUUGCGCGUAUCGGCGUCGGCUGAUGAUCGUGACGAUGAAUAUUUGGGAUUACCUCCGAUUGCUGCUAACGAGCCAAUUCUUUGUCUUAUAUGGGAACAGAUUGCAAUUCUCUAUACUGGGUCACUGGAUGAUAGAUCUGAUGCGGCAGCUUCGCUGGUUUCGCUGGCAAGAGACAACGAUCGCUACGGGAAGCUGAUUAUUGAAGAGGGAGGGGUUCCGCCUCUGCUGAAAUUGGUCAAAGAAGGGAAAAUGGAAGGCCAAGAGAACGCCGCAAGAGCGAUUGGUCUACUGGGUCGUGACACGGAAAGCGUCGAAUACAUGAUCCACGCAGGUGUUUGCAUUGUGUUUGCGAAAAUACUCAAAGAAGGUCCUAUGAAAGUUCAGGCUGUAGUAGCUUGGGCUGUUUCUGAGCUCGCGGCGAAUUAUCCUAAAUGCCAAGAUCUUUUUGCCCAGCAUAAUAUAAUUCGUUUGCUGGUUGGUCAUCUUGCAUUUGAGACAAUUCAAGAGCAUAGCAAGUAUGCUAUUACCAGCCACAAAGCCACUUCAAUCCAUGCGGUUGUGAUGGCUAGUAAUAGUUCGACUGCUGCUUCUAAUGCGGCAUGGCUAACAAUACUUGAUGAUGAUCAGAGUCGAAUUCCUCAUCCUAUGGGUAAUCAGACACCAAGUCAGUUACACAACGUGGUCACCAGUACUAUGGCUUUGAAUGCAGCCUCCAAGCUGCCACAGCAACGACCUGGUUAUAAUAGUAAUGGAGCAAGCCAAGCCAACAUUGCCAAGAUCAAUAGCAAUGGAAACAACAGUAUGAAGCAAAAUCAUCAGCCCCAGCAACAGAGUCAUUUGCUUUCUGGGGCUAACAUUAAGGGCAGGGAACUGGAAGACCCUGCCACUAAGGCCAACAUGAAAGCAAUGGCAGCCAGAGCACUAUGGCGUCUUGCCAAGGGGAACUCCCCUAUUUGCCGCAGCAUAACCGAGUCAAGAUCCCUCUUGUGCUUUGCAGUUCUAUUAGAGAAGGGACCUAAAGAUGUUCAAUACAAUUCUGCCAUGGCUUUGAUGGAGAUCACUGCGGUAGCAGAGAAAGAUGCUGAUUUAAGAAGAUCAGCAUUCAAGCCUAAUUCGCCUGCUUGCAAAGCCGUUAUUGAUCAAUUGCUGAAAAUCAUUGAAAAAGCUGAUUCAGACCUCCUUAUACCAUGCAUCAAGGCUAUAGGGAGUCUGGCAAGGACAUUUCGAGCAACAGAGACCAGAAUGAUUGCCCCAUUGGUUAAACUUCUAGACGAGAGAGAAGCUGAGGUUUCUAGGGAGGCUUCAAUUGCCCUCACAAAAUUUGCCUGCACAGAAAACUAUCUCCACCUUGAUCAUUCCAAGGCAAUCAUACAAGCUGGAGGGGAAAAGCACCUAAUCCAGCUUGUCUAUUUUGGGGAGCAAAUAGUCCAACUCUCAGCAUUGUAUCUCCUAGGCUACAUUGCUAUGCACGUCCCAGACAGCGAGGAGCUUGCACAGGCUAAGGUGCUUACAGUGCUAGAAUGGGCAUCCAAGCAAUCAUUUGUGACUCAAGAUGAAACAAUUGAAGCGCUACUGGAAGACGCCAAAAGCAAAUUGGAGCUUUAUCAGUCCAGAGGUUCAAGGGGAUUCCAUUGAAUUCUAUCAAUAGAGUCUUUUAGCAUGUUCCUGCAUAUAAUUUUCUUGUUUAUUUCUUUCAACUGUGUCAUUCUAAUGGAGUGUACAUACAAUUAGUUUUCUUCUUUUCUAUAAUAUGUUUCAAAGCAUUUGAGUCCUUUGCAUAACUGCAGCUUCAUGCUAUGUUUUUCAUGCUCAUUGUUGGGACCGACUGGGGACCUUUACAUGAAUGAUCUUAAGUUUGCUGUAGGUCGAUUGAAGUUUGGUCACUUGGGGCAGGUCCCUCUGUUCCGCCCAUUUUCUUGAUUCUCAAACUCUAAUAAUAAUUAUUUGAUUUAGGA